UUUCUUAUUUCAUUUUUCGAUCUUUGAUGUGGGUUCUUUUUGUUUUCCCUUUUUAUCUCAUUUUUAUGAUGCUGGCGUGUCUGUUUCGAAAUAUAAACUAUGAACAAAGAUCGUUUGAACAUCGAUGAUUUCGAGGUAGAGAACGAGGUACGACCAGAUUUCCCAUGUCCCUACUGUUACGAGGAUUUCGAUAUCGUGUCUUUGUGCUCGCAUCUCGAAGAUGAGCAUCCUUGCGAAUCAAAAGUUGCGAUUUGUCCAGUUUGCUCCAGGAAAGUAUCAAGAGACAUGCUAAGUCAUAUCAUGCUGCAACACGGACAUUUGUUCAAGUUACAGAGACAUCGCAGGUUACGUAGAGUUGCGAUUCCUAACAGCCAGGCACUGUCUCUCUUGGGUCGGGAUCUUCGCGAAGCACAUUUGCAAGUACUUCUAGGGGGCAGUGCAUAUAGGUCCAGCAGUACUAACGUGUCUAACACAGCUAAUGAUUCGCUCCUUUCUUUACUCAUUUUGAAUUUCCCUGCAUCUGAAGCCGAAGAGCUUACUAAAUGCUUUGUAAAUAGCGCCGAAGACAUUGCUGCCAAAAAUGUCACACCAACUCAUAUGUGGAAAUCGAGUUUCGAUCCUUCUUUGAGUAACGAGGAGCGUGAAAAAAGGAUUCGGCAGGCCAGGGGGAGAGCCGGUUUCAUCCAGGAUCUUGUGUUGUCAACUCUUGUGAACGAGGAACAAAACCAGUGAGUGAAAUGCAUUUGUGGGUAGGAUGCUAAUGAAGGAUGCCUGUGUAGUCCGAUUGUUGAAGCAAUAAUACAAACUUGCUUCAUCAUAGGAUCCCAAACCCUUUUCUAAACAGACUGUAUUAUAGUCUGCAAAUAGCAGUGAU
Messenger RNA from Hibiscus syriacus, 874 nucleotides. RefSeq names its product protein DEHYDRATION-INDUCED 19 homolog 4-like. NCBI's taxonomy places the organism in Eukaryota, Viridiplantae, Streptophyta, Magnoliopsida, Malvales, Malvaceae. The transcript has 4 exons. The coding region runs from base 100 to 732 and encodes 210 amino acids. The record is from RefSeq and is a predicted model, not a curated record.